CUGUUGCAACAACAGAUCAAAGACCGAUUAUUUAAUUAUAUUUGUAAACAUUUAUGCAUGCAUAAAGGGAUACAGGGUGUAGCUUCAUUGUGACCUAGAGAAAACUCUUGAGAAUUCUUCUUAAUUACGUGUCCAUUUUUUAUUGACGGAACUUUAUUAAAGUUCUGUUUUCUAACUAUUAUCCAUAUACGAAUAAAUGAAUGGAUGUAUAUUUGAUUGACCACGUUUUUAAAGAAUACUUGUACAAUAUAACAUACUAUCAUAGCAAAAGUGAAACGAAUGGAAAACACAACGAUUAUAACAACAGUGUCUUCAACAGACAAUAGUAAUAGUGUCACAACUUUAAAUAUCAUUAUUUUCGUAUUGUUCGCAAUUAUUUUCUUGUUUGGCACUAUUGGAAAUGGCUUGGUUCUCUACUACUUCCGUUUCAAAGAUAAACCUCUAGGGAUUGCGACAGAAAAACGUAGAAUAUCAGAAUUUUUAUUUAGUUUACUCUCUCUUGUUGAUUUUUUCGCUGCUGCAUUGAACUCUGCAUUGUACAUGUAUUGGAAUGUAACAGAUUAUAAAUGGCACUUAGGUUAUUGGAGUUGCAAAAUAUUAGUUCCUUUAGGAACAAUUGCUACAACAAUGUCUGGAGGAAUUAUCGCUGUCCUAUCAUUCGAUAGACAUCGCGCCAUUGUUUAUCCGUUUAAAAGCCAUUUCAAACUUUUUCACAUUAAAAUAUGGAUUUUUUGUGUGUUAGUAUACUCUCUUUUAAUUAACGCUCAUUAUUCCAUAAACAUUUCUUUACAUAAUAAUCGAUGUAACGUAAGGGAUACAAGCAAAAAGACGUACAGUAUUCCAACAAUAAUACACUUUUUUUUAAACGAUUGUACACUAUUAUUUGUCAUAAAUUUUACAAACUACCGAAUAUUUUCAAAAAGGCUUCACUUAAGUCCCACUAGCACAUUAAUGAAAAUGCUUGGAAGCAACGCUUGUAAACGACGCAAGAAAGACAAUAGCAGAACAAUUCGUUUGUUAGUCGUGAUGACAAUUGUGUUUUUUCUGUUAACAUUACCGAGAGAUAUACUUCAGUUUGUAUUUUUGAUGUCAUGGCUAAUAGGUGAUGGUAUAGUAGUAUCAAAAGCACUAAACAGCUUGAACUCUUUCCUAAAAGUUUUCAACGUAGCUAAUUCCUGUGUCAACCCUAUAAUAUUUUACGGAAUGCAUGCAGGGUUUAACGUUUUUAUUAAAAGUUUUUUUUGUAAGCCUAAAUCUUUAAUUCGAGGAAGGAGAAUAAGCGUUAAUGAAAUGGCAACUUUUGUUCGCAGUCAAAGUGCUAUUUAAAAGACCAGUUAUUUAGAUCAAUACUUUUAAGAUUAAAAUAGUACUUUUUAUGGAAUAUUUCAAUUGUUUCAUGAUUGUUUAUCUAACUUUCGGUAAUUUAAUAAAUAUGAAAAAAAUUUAAACAAAAAAUGGUUUUUUAUCUCAGUUUAAAUAGAUAAACGAUUAGCAGGACAGGAUAGUUAGAAACUUUUCAUAAAAAGUGUGUAAUGUGAUUUUUUUUUAUAUUUAUUUCUAAAUUUUUAAUUUCCAUAAUAUUCUUUGUUCAAUAAAUAUUUCAAACAUGUUUUUGUUGACAAUGAAAACUAGCAGAACUAGAAUCACCUGUUAUAGAAGGGGUGUGAUGGAUGGAUGAGAAUCACCUGUAGAGAUAUAGAAGGGGUGUGAUGGAUGGAUGAGAAUCACCUGUAGGGAUAUAGAAGGGGUGUGAUGGAUGGAUGAGAAUCACCUGUAGAGAUAUAGAAGGGGUGUGAUGGAUGGAUGAGAAUCACCUGUAGAGAUAUAGAAGGGGUGUGAUGGAUGGAUGAGAAUCACCUGUAGAGAUAUAGAAGGGGUGUGAUGGAUGGAUGAGAAUCACCUGUAGAGAUAUAGAAGGGGUGUGAUGGAUGGAUGAGAAUCACCUGUAGAGAUAUAGAAGGGGUGUGAUGGAUGGAUGAGAAUCACCUGUAGAGAUAUAGAAGGGGUGUGAUGGAUGGAUGAGAAUCACCUGUAGAGAUAUAGAAGGAGUGUGAUGGAUGGAUGAGAGGAAGAGCUGGAUGUCAAAUUAAAUUUUUGUUUUCUAACCAAAUGUUAUUAAUAAAAGUUUGUUGACCGAUAACAGUUGUGUAACUUUGUUGAAAUCUAAAGAGAAAUAAAAGUAUAAAAACAUAGCAAAAAUAUAAUUAUAAAAGUAUAAAUUAUAA
Molecule: messenger RNA, 2225 nt
Organism: Hydra vulgaris (swiftwater hydra)
Lineage: Eukaryota; Metazoa; Cnidaria; Hydrozoa; Anthoathecata; Hydridae
Source: RefSeq, a predicted model, not a curated record